Molecule: messenger RNA, 954 nt
Organism: Urocitellus parryii (Arctic ground squirrel)
Lineage: Eukaryota; Metazoa; Chordata; Mammalia; Rodentia; Sciuridae
Gene: Mrpl40
Product: mitochondrial ribosomal protein L40
Cellular component (GO): mitochondrial large ribosomal subunit; mitochondrial ribosome
Source: RefSeq, a predicted model, not a curated record
AAAAAAAGCGGAAGGAAGGACCCCACGCACCGCGAAGUGAAAGACGCCCGCAGCGUGCGGCCCGCUCUAAGGACGCUGUGGGCGGGACUGCGUCGGGGCGGGGCCAGGCUCGAGCCCAGUCUCUAGAGGCCGGAACGGUGAAGUGCCCGGCAGUGAGCCUACUGGACCUCUGUCCUUGGCUCAGCCGGCCGGACAGCCAAGGUAGGGGGCGCCCGGAAGCUGUCCGCCAGUCGGCAGCAAAACAAGCCAUGGCGGCUGUGGCGCGGCUAUGUGGGAUGCAGGCUCUGCGUCCUCUAAGCCGGCUUUCUUGGAAGACACAGGUCAGAGACACCCACCAGAGAGCUUCAUUGUUGUCCUUCUGGGAACUCAUUCCCAUGAGAGCAGAACCUCUGCGAAAGAAGAAGAAGGUAGAUCCCAAAAAAGAUCAAGCAGCAAAGGACCGUUUGAAAAAGAGGAUCCGAAAACUGGAAAAGGCUAGCCAAGAGUUAAUUCCUAUUGAAGAUUUUAUUACCCCUGUGAGGUUCUUGGAUAAAUCAAGACAACGGCCUCAGGUGGAGCUUCCCUUUGAGGAAAGUGAGCGGAGAGCUCUGCUUCUGAAGAGGUGGUCCCUAUACAAGCAGCAAGAGCAUCAGAUGGAGAGGGAUGCCAUCAGAGCUAUGCUAGAGGCCCAGCAAGAAGCUCUACAGGAACUGAAACUUGAGUCCCUAGAGCUCUACACUGAGGCCAUCAAGCGAAACCUCAGCCUGUUCCCCUUUGAGAGGGAAGGGCCGAAUUACACACCACCAAUCUCUAACUACCAGCCCCCUGAAGGCAGGUACAAUGACAUCACCAAGAUAUACACACAGGUAGAAUUCAAGAGAUAAAGCUCAACACAGCUGUUCUUAAACCAAUCUGCCCCUAGGAGUAUGAGGGCUCUUUUCCACAAGAUUGAACAUGCUGGUAAUAAAUAAAAAU